This is a messenger RNA of Sander lucioperca (pikeperch), 1939 nucleotides long. RefSeq names its product phosphoglycolate phosphatase (gene pgp). The record is from RefSeq and is a predicted model, not a curated record. NCBI's taxonomy places the organism in Eukaryota, Metazoa, Chordata, Actinopteri, Perciformes, Percidae. The transcript has 2 exons. Gene Ontology annotation, molecular function: sn-glycerol 3-phosphatase activity. Bases 265 to 1185 code for a protein of 306 amino acids. Gene Ontology annotation, cellular component: cytoplasm.
GGUGCGGAAGUAACCGCAGAAACGAUGCAACCAAUGAUGCAACCAACCUACAUCCAGGGAUGUAACACGCAGUGGAAGGUCAGGUUUUUAUCUCCGUUGCAUUUCAACACUUUAAACUUAUUAAACCAAACAACUGCUACAAAAGGCAAAGCUAGGCGUUUUCGCAUACAGUAGUACUGAACUUUAUGACAGCUCUACGUGCGUGACUCCUCGGACAGCAGCUAACAGUUAUUCAUUGUUAAAUCUGACAGCGCGUCUGCCCUGAUGUCUGGGUCAAAAUGUGCACGGCUGAGCGCGGCGCUCGCUAAACAAGUGCUGGACUCGGUGGACAGCGUUCUGUUUGACUGCGACGGGGUCAUCUGGCGGGGGGACCAGGCCGUCCCCGGCGCCCCUCAAGUCAUAAACCUGCUCAAGGAAAACGGCAAGAAGGUCUUCUUCGUCACCAACAACAGCACCAAGACGAGAAAGAUGUACGUCGACAAAUUGUCUGUGUUGGGGUUCAACGCGAAAGAAGACGAGGUGUUCGGGACGGCGUACUGCUCCGCCAUGUACCUGAAGACUGUGUGCAAGCUGGAGGGCAAAGUGUACCUGAUAGGAAGCAACGCAAUGAGAGAGGAGAUGGAGGCGGUGGGGCUCCAGCAGACCGGGGUGGGACCUGACCACGUCCUCGGGAAGCAGACCGACUGGGCCAACGUGCCUCUGGAUCCCGAGGUGAAGGCUGUGGUUGUCGGUUUCGACGAACAUUUCAGUUACAUGAAGCUGAACCGAGCCAUGCAGUACCUGACCCAGCCGGGCUGUCUGUUUGUGGGAACCAACAGGGACACCAGGUUGCCCCUGGAGGGAGGCAAGGCUGUCCCAGGUACAGGCUGCUUGCUGCAGGCUGUGGAGACUGCAGCCCAGCGCCAGGCCCAGACGGUGGGCAAACCCAACCACUUCAUGUUUGACUGCGUGGCCUCCCAGUUCGGCGUGGACCCCGACCGCUGCCUGAUGGUGGGCGACCGCUUGGACACGGACAUCAUGCUGGGCUCCAACUGCGGCCUGAAGACCCUCCUCACCCUCACGGGGGUCAGCACUGUGGCGGACGCCGAGGCCCAUCAGAAGAGCGGCUGCGCGGAGAGGCAGGGGAUGGUGCCGGAUUAUUACGUGGAGAGCAUCGCGGAGCUUCUUCCAGCUCUGCAGGGAUGAAACUGCUGUCGGGACCGGAGUGUAGCUGCGUGAUGAUAGCGUAUCGGUUUCAAACCUGAGGGAUUUGGCUAGCCUGUCACAUGCCACACUCCACUGUCUUCUAAAAGGGAAUAUUUUUCAUGAAGAUUUAUAUAAUUAAAAUGAUUUCUAUAACAAAGUCACAACCAUGCAGCUGGCUGAUGCGCGACAGAUGAGAAAAAGACUAAUUUAUUUAACUAAACCAUUAUUAAAACAUGCUAAUUUAACACGAUAUAAAUGAUUGAUUUAUCAUAAAUAACAUAAGAACAAUGAUUUACAGUAUUGUUUCAAUCGUUCCUUUUUUGAGGAAAGGAGUAAAAAAAAAAAAAAAGUGUACUUUAAAGACCCAGUCUGUGAUGCAAUCUCCCCUUAAGCAACUCCAAGUCAAACUCAAUGAGGGAAAUGAGCACACAAAAUGUGCUAACAGUUUGGUAAUAUACUAUGUGUUCAGGUUUACAGCUGUUUUAAAGUCUAGAAAUAACAGGCACAUAACUUGAGCUUUCUGUUUUUUUAUGUAUUUACACACCUCAGCAGAAAGUGCAAACAUUUGCAGUAACAUUCAUGGGAUGGUGCAAUGAUACCCAGUUUUGUCAUGUCAGUACACUAGUAAAAACGUGAUUAAUAGAAUGGCAUAAAUGUUUUUAAGGUAAUCCAGUCUUCCUUUUACCUUUCUGUGUUCUCUGACUUGUCCUUGACUCACCCAAUCACUGAAAGCAAUGCUUAAAUCUGUAAUAAA